AUGUUGUUUACCUCGCUUUGCACUACUUGCCGCCUCUUGUCUGUGGACCCUAAUCGACUGCUGUGCGUCGUCACAGUGCAGAACCCGAGCAUAAUCAACACGGCGGCGGCAAGGACAUCCGUCCCCGAGCAUGAGACCGCCGCCGCCGCUGGUGGCCACGGCGGCGUGGUGACAUCCGACUCCACCACCUCGUACUCUGCCGUCGCCGCCACCACCAGCACCGCCGGCGAGAUCUUCGAGUACGAGUUCGCGGUGACGGUCAAGUACGUGCGCCGGGAGAUCCGGGCCCUGACGGAUCGAGACAGGGAGACUUUUUUCAACGCGGUGUCCGUGCUGCAGCGGGUGCCGAGCGCCGUCGGCCGUGCGGUGUACGGCGACAAGUACUACAGCAAGGACUACUUCAACCGGAUGCACCUGUACUACGGUGAGGAAAUCGUCCAUGUACCGAACGAAGAAGGCGAUGAUGCAAAAUGCACGAUUGUUGCGGUUAAAUUUCCCGGUUAUCAUCUUGCCGAAGAGAAAGUGCUGAAAUCACGGCGGUGGUGCAAGGGUGCCAAUGUGAGGAUGAAGCUCACGGAAGCAUUCAAUGGCGGCGCUCACGGCAACAUCCACGGGCUGUUGGGCGGCACGUGGUCUCCCGAGGCGGACGAGUACGCCGCGGUCACGCCGUACAUCGUAAUCCCCUUCGUUCACCACGCAUACAUCGCGCAGAAGAUCAUGUGGCGGGAGAACGCCAUCGAGUGCCCAGAGAGCUGCACAUUCGAUCAGGGUUGGAAAGACUGCCAGUGCCAAUGCAGCGAGUCACUCAUGGAAGGGAGGACAGCGGCAGAGGCCAGUACCGCGUCGCGUGUUGCUUUUUUGUCUGCGUGAUGAUGUGCGUUUUCGUAACCAUCCACAGCGAGCGGCUUUGCUUGUUGACUUCGCGACUCAAGUGGUGUAUUUCAAUGCUGUUGGAGUUUCGAUAUUUAUUGAAGGCAGAUUUUUCAGCAGCUUGCAGCCGAUCUCUUAGACCGAAAAUCGGCAAACAGAAAUGGGACGGAAAAUACAGGUGACUUUUCAUCGAGUGUCGUACUGUUUGGCAUCGAACGUAACCAACGCAGGGUAACGCGGGACAUUACCAAACAACCCCCCAAAUUUUCUUCCUCCUGUGUGGCCCAAGCUGAUCCCCUAACAAUGUUUCGGAAUGUGUAGAAGGUAUUGCAACAACAAAACUUACCAAAAUACUUUCCCGAUACCAACCGAGAAUGCCAGAUGAAAAUUCUGACCUCCAAUAAGCCCACAGGCAGCUGGCGCGCGCAAUCAGCUGCACCUUGCGUCACGCACCUACCCCCCCACCGAUUUUGAUCACCCAUCCUCCCCUCUCCCUUUCCUUCCCACCCUGAACUGGCACCGUGCCGUCAUACAGUUCCUGGAGUUGGGCGAUGUCAUUGCGACGGGAUACUUCUACGAUGCAGACUACCAAUUAGUCCGCAAGCUGGCUGACUCGGAUGUACGUCUCGAGUCUUCCCUUUGUCGUGUUGUGCACUUUUUUUUCGAUGCGGGCGACGCUCUACACGAAAACAACGUUUUUUCCAGGCAAACCUCACCGGCGAAAUAGUUCUAAACACAAGUGCGGCACUUCUCCGUGAGAAAUGAGCCGCGAGUACUCCCAACAUGUUGGCUCCACGCACAUUUGUUUUGUUUAGUUCGUGGCGCCGAGAGGACGUAGACAGUGGUGCGUAGGGACGCUGUCAAUGCACUCGUUCAGCGCGUUUGUAUCGUCGCGUUUUGAUU
Ectocarpus sp. CCAP 1310/34 is the source of this 1773-nucleotide messenger RNA. The record is from the annotation of a GenBank genome assembly. Lineage: Eukaryota; Phaeophyceae; Ectocarpales; Ectocarpaceae.